Molecule: messenger RNA, 261 nt
Organism: Aspergillus tubingensis
Lineage: Eukaryota; Fungi; Ascomycota; Eurotiomycetes; Eurotiales; Aspergillaceae
Product: chitin biosynthesis protein
Exons: 3
Coding region: 1-261 (86 amino acids)
Source: RefSeq, a predicted model, not a curated record
AUGGUUGCAAAAGGCACCUUGUUGCCGUGCCGGACUGGCGAGUCGCUGGGACUUUUUUUCUGGGGCAUGGAUUACUCGAUUGGGUGCGUCGUGCAUCGCAACUUGAAGCCGGCGCGAAUCCAAGCGCGAGUCCCGUGCUGGUGGAGAGGGCAAGAGGAGGAGAAAGCCAUCGACGGUCCAGUCAGCGUCCUGCAGGCCAAUGACACCACCGCAGCAGGACUUUUGAUCCUGGGCGCGGAGGUCGAUAAGCGGACGUAUUAA